Caenorhabditis elegans is the source of this 336-nucleotide messenger RNA. The record is from the annotation of a RefSeq genome assembly. Lineage: Eukaryota; Metazoa; Nematoda; Chromadorea; Rhabditida; Rhabditidae.
AUUUUAGUGCUAUUAAUAGUUUUAGUGUUUACGCUAGUUUUAUUAUUUGCUUUUUAUUUGAUUAAUUUUUUAUUAAGAAUUAAGGAUAUAGGAAAAAAUAAAAUUAGAGCGUUUGAAUGUGGUUUUGUAAGAGUUGGAAAAAUUCAAAAUUCUUUUAGAAUUCAUUUUUUUAUUAUGAUAUUGAUAUUUGUUAUUUUUGAUUUAGAAAUUGUUAUGUUUUUAGGUAUUUUAGUAUCAGAUUUAAGUUCGUAUAUCAGGUUUUUAAUAAUAUUCAUCUUCAUCUUGGGAGGAUUUUACAUAGAGUGAUGAUAUGGUAAAUUAGUUUGAGUAAUUUAA